Messenger RNA from Lepidothrix coronata (blue-crowned manakin), 9756 nucleotides. RefSeq names its product C-type lectin domain family 16 member A (gene CLEC16A). The coding region runs from base 10 to 3252 and encodes 1080 amino acids. The transcript is spliced from 25 exons. NCBI's taxonomy places the organism in Eukaryota, Metazoa, Chordata, Aves, Passeriformes, Pipridae. Gene Ontology annotation, cellular component: late endosome; endolysosome membrane. The record is from RefSeq and is a predicted model, not a curated record. Gene Ontology annotation, biological process: endosome to lysosome transport; regulation of autophagosome maturation; endosomal transport.
ACCGCCAGCAUGUUCGGCCGCUCCCGCAGCUGGGUGGGCGGCGGGCACGGCAAGGCCGCCCGCAGCAUCCACUCCUUGGACCACCUCAAGUACAUGUAUCAUAUUUUGACUAAAAACACAACAGUAACAGAUCACAACCGAAACCUGCUGGUGGAGACAAUUCGUUCCAUAACGGAGAUCCUCAUCUGGGGGGACCAGAAUGACAGCUCAGUGUUUGACUUUUUCUUGGAGAAGAAUAUGUUUGUCUUCUUCUUGAACAUCUUGCGCCAGAAGUCUGGUCGUUACGUGUGUGUGCAGCUGCUGCAGACUCUCAACAUCCUUUUUGAGAACAUCAGUCAUGAAACAUCACUGUAUUACCUGCUCUCUAAUAACUAUGUAAAUUCUAUUAUUGUUCACAAAUUUGACUUUUCUGAUGAGGAGAUCAUGGCAUAUUACAUAUCGUUUUUGAAAACUCUUUCCCUGAAGCUCAACAAUCAUACUGUACAUUUCUUUUAUAACGAGCACACUAAUGACUUCGCUUUGUACACUGAAGCUAUUAAAUUUUUUAACCACCCCGAAAGCAUGGUCAGGAUUGCUGUUAGGACUAUAACUUUAAAUGUCUACAAAGUGUCAUUGGACAACCAGCCUAUGCUGCAUUACAUUCGAGAUAAAACUGCAGUUCCUUAUUUCUCCAACCUCGUCUGGUUUAUUGGCAGCCACGUGAUAGAACUGGAUAACUGUGUGCAGACUGAUGAAGAGCACAGAAAUAGAGGCAAACUGAGUGACCUGGUAGCAGAACAUCUUGAUCAUCUGCAUUACCUUAAUGAUAUCCUCAUCAUUAAUUGUGAAUUUUUAAACGAUGUGCUGACAGACCACCUACUUAAUAGACUCUUUCUUCCCCUCUACGUGUAUUCAUUAGUAAAUCAAGAUAAGGGUGGAGAGCGUCCAAAAAUAAGUCUCCAAGUUUCUCUCUAUCUUCUGUCUCAAGUUUUUCUAAUUAUACAUUAUGCUCCUUUGGUGAACUCUUUGGCUGAGGUUAUACUCAAUGGUGACCUCUCGGUGUUUUCCUCUAAGGUUGAGCAAGAUAUACAGAAAAACUCAGCAAAGUCCAGUAUCAGAUGUUUCAUCAAACCAACAGAAACACUUGAGAGGUCUCUUGAAAUUAAUAAACAGAAGGGGAAGAAGAGGAUGCAAAAACGACCCAACUAUAAAAAUGUUGGUGAGGAGGAUGAAGAGGAGAGAGGAUCUGAAGAUAACCAAGAUGACCUUGAUAAAACUAAAGGUACAGAAGCAAGUUCAAAAGGCAUAAGAACAAGCAGUGAAAAUGAAGAAAUAGAGAUGGUGAUCAUGGAGAGAUGUAAGCUGUCAGAGCUGUCCAUCUCUACUGUGACAGAACAGAAUACAACAGAUGAAGAAAAGAGUGCAGCUGCUUCUGGGAGUGAGAUAACAAACUGGAACAGACCUUUUCUUGAUAUGGUCUAUAAUGCACUGGACUGUCCUGAAGAUGAUUACUAUGCCCUCUUUGUGCUCUGUCUUUUAUAUGCAAUGUCACACAACAAAGGAAUUGACCCAGUCAAGCUGGAGAGAAUUCAGCUUCCAGCUCAACAUGCUGAAGAGAGAAACUCAUAUAAUCAUGUCCUUGCAGAAAGGCUCAUCAGGAUAAUGAAUUAUGCUGCACAACCAGAUGGAAAAAUCCGUUUGGCAACUUUAGAACUUGGGUGCCUGCUGCUGAAGCAGCUUGUGUUUUCUAAAAAUGGCAGCAUCAUAAAAGAUGUUCACCUUGCGUGUCUUGAGGGUGCCAGGGAAGAAAGUGUUCAUCUCCUUCGUCGUUUCUAUAAGGGAGAAGAAAUUUUUCUGGAUAUGUUUGAAGACGAAUACCGGAGUAUGACAAUUAAACCCAUGAAUGUAGAAUACUUGAUGAUGGAUGCCUCAAUCUUACUGCCUCCAACGGGGACACCACUGACUGGUAUUGAUUUUGUGAAAAGAUUGCCUUGUGGAGAUGUGGAAAGAACACGAAGAGCAAUCAGAGUUUUCUUUAUGCUCCGUUCGCUGUCACUGCACUUGCGAGAUGAGCCAGAAACUCAGUUACCACUCACGAGGGAGGGAGAUCUGAUAAAGACAGAUGAUGUUCUUGAUUUGAAUAACAGUGAUCUAAUUGCUUGUACAGUGAUAACAAAGGAUGGGGGUCAAGUUCAAAGAUUCCUGGCUGUGGAUAUUUACCAGAUGAGUUUGGUUGAACCAGAUAUUGCCAGACUUGGAUGGGGAGUAGUAAAGUUUGCAGGCCUUUUGCAGGACAUGCAGGUGACGGGAGUAGAGGAUGACAGUAGAGCUCUGAACAUAAUCAUCCACAAGCCUGCCUCAAGCCCUCAUUCUAAGCCCUUCCCCAUCCUUCAGGCCACGUUCAUUUUCUCGGAUCACAUCCGCUGCAUUAUCGCCAAGCAGCGCCUGGCAAAGGGCCGCAUCCAGGCCCGGCGCAUGAAAAUGCAGAGGAUAGCAGCUCUCCUGGAUCUUCCUGUUCAGCCUUCAACUGAAGUUAUGGGUUUUGGACACAGCUCUGGAGCUACAGCCCAGCACCUUCCCUUUAGAUUCUACGACCAGUCCCGCCGUGGGAGCAGCGACCCCACAGUGCAGCGCUCUGUCUUUGCAUCUGUUGACAAAGUCCCAGGCUUUGCUGUAGCCCAGUGUAUAAAUCAGCACCAUCCCUCCCCACUCUCAUCACCAUCCCCUUCCAGUGGCAGUGGGAGCACAGGGCGCUGUGAUUCGGUGACUGCGAGCUCGACAUCCACUCCUUCUGCUGCACAGAGCCCCUCAGGUCUGGCAGGAAAGGACGCCGGCGGGUGUUUAGUCUGUCGGAGGCUGACAGUCACGGCGGACACUGGGUUUAGGUCUUCGAGCAGCAGCUGCAGCAGAAACUCCCGCAAUACCCACUCAGAUGACCCUUCAGCUCCAGAGCAUCCUCAGACGGCCAUUUCCGGUCAGACGAUGUUGACUGAUGAAACUCCUUCAGCUGUCUCAAAGUCCAGCAGAAAUGCUGGGAAAACCAGUGACAUAGAAACAGCAAACCUGUCUCCCAGCCUGAUUCCUGCCCAGCAGCCCACAAUAUCCCUAAUUACAGAUGACAACACGGAUACACUGAGCGUGGAGUCGCUGACCCUGGUGCCUCCGGUGGAUCCCCACAGCAUCCGGACAUUCCCCUGCAUUCCUCAGCCCUCUUUGCAGUCUGAAGAUGAAGUUUGCAAGGUAAAGGAGGUUGAGGAAGAAUGUUCUGACUAAAGCCAACAUGCAGACUGUAAUAAACAGUGAAGAAAACGCAACCAAAUUCUGAACUGUUUUUUCUCUGGGAGUGCAGAUACUUCUUGAGGCCUGAGAGGCCGUGGGGUCCACAAGGGGCCCACUGGUGAGUGAGAAUGUCAGCAGCUUUUAGAGGAAACAUUGGAUACUCAGCAUAUCUAAACUGGAGAAAAGGGAAAAAAACAAACUUUUGAAUCUGGACUGGUUCUUUCCUACCAGUUUCUGUUAUACAACAACAUGAAAGUGUUUCAGAGGACCUACUGUCUUUCUAACAGGAACUAAUUAAUUGUAAAAGGUCUACAGUAUUAUGAGGGAGAGAAGAAAUUUUUGGAUACCCAGCUUCAUGAUGCUAUAUUAUUACGUCUCUCAAACUGGAGACAUGCCAUUGACCAGAAAAAAUGAUUUAUUGUAGUACAGAGGCAAAAUUUCCUUUUGAGUUAGGGUGUGUUUUUCAGUUUGGUGUUUGGUUUGGGUUUUUUGGGGGGAGGAGGGGUUUUGGGAUUUUUUCGGUUGGUUUUUGGUUGGUUGGUUUUGUUUUUUAAUCCUGAUCUUGUUCAUCUUUUGGAGGUCUGCAUGAUACCAGCAGGCUUGGCCACUUUCAGUGUUGUCUUCAUAGGGCUCCAGACUUCAGUAUUGUUUUUUCCAUCUGAAAUAUUUAUUUCAAGGUUUGAUUCAAAGCAAGAUACAAUUUUCUAGAAGGUAAAAGUCUGAAGUUAAUGACAAAUGCUUAUUCAAAUUAACCUAAGGGAUUUUGGAGACUACUUUAGUCUUUGCUUAGCCAUCUACAGAGGAAUGUGAAACAUUUUAAGAUAUUGCUUGUUUGCUUCUGACAGUUAGAUUGCUACACCUCUGAGGGAUGGUGGUAUGCUUGCUACUGAAAGACAACUUCAAGAAGCAGACAGAAGCAGUUUUACUCCAAAGAGAGUUUUCAAAUUUUUCAUAGUCAUAUAGGAAGAAGGUCACCAUAUCUAACUGAAUUCCUUUGCAAGUCUGAAACAAAAAAAGAAAGGGAUUGUGUAAUUUUUUUUCCUAUCUGGGAUGGUAUCCCAGUUAAACAACAUUGCUACAUAACUGUGAUUCUGAGUUUGUGCUUGGCAUGCUUUGCUUCCUAGAUCCUGACACCAAGUUGACAGAAAGCAGUGGAAAAGUAUUGAAUAAAGUCUGGAAUGUUCUCUGCUGAUUUGAUACGUAGUUUAACGUGAAUGGAAUUUAAGAUUUUUCAUCAAUUUCCAAGUAUGUUAAUUUAAAUUAAUGUAAAAUGAGCAGAUUGUCACUGUGGGUCUGUUCAUACUCAAGUGCUUUCUGGCUCUCAAAGAAGGAAGUCUGCUGUUUACUGCUAUUGAUUUCAGUCAUCAGUGCAAUCUUUUUCCUCAUUCUGUCUCCACUACUAUUGAUUUCUUAUCAAAGGGGUGAAUCUGAAAAGUUUUUACCUACUUCCCAGUCGUUUAUUGUACCUCUUCCUGGCUGUCAUAUGGAAUACUUGGAAUGAUUUUCAAUGUUAUAUUUAUAUAUGAGAUUGACUAAUCCACAAGUAUAACUUUUUUCACUUUUCCCAUCUUCUCCUUCACAUAAUAACUUAACCUUUCCCAACCAUGUAUACAAGGUGUCUGCUACUGAAUGCCAGUAAUUUUUCUCCUCCCCUUAUUAACUUUUGCAUGCAGUUUUGUUGAUUUCUAUUUUCCUCUGACUUCUACUUCAUCUCAAAUUGAAUUAACUGAUAAUUCUGAGCAUUCCAGAGUGGCCCCAACUCUAAAUGAAUUCUGAGAGUUGAGUGUCCUCAGCACAGCUGUGCAUGUUGGAUGAGAAUUUGGCAUGGCUGGAGUAAGGGCUUACUUUUUGGGUUUGUUUGUCACAUGCUUAGGGUGAGUUUGCACUCAUGCAGUCACUGUUGCAGGUAGUGACCAUGUACCUGAACAAGUCUAGACAUCAGCAAUUUGGGCACUAGGACCACAUAAAUUAUUAGCUGAACUGAUCGCAAUCUAGACUUCCUCUAGGAUUUUGCAGCAUUGCACUGUAGCUCCAGUAAUAUUCUGAAGAUCAUUAUAAAAAAAUGCCUUAAUUUGAAAGCAUUUUAUUUAGACUCUUGACCUAGAUUACACAAAAUGCCACUGUGCAGAAUGAGUUCCCUUAAAUAGAAUUGCUUUUAGACAGGAAAACCUUGAUCUUUAUUUAUCUCCUUUCAAAUUCAGUUCUAGGAAGAUCAGAGCCAUGCACUAGGAGUCUCUUUGAUGGGUAUUCAUAGUCUCACCCUUGAGCCACACUGCACAAGAAAUGGGACAAAGGGAUAGAAAGCUGACUUUGUGCUUUCAUUGCCUUUGAGUGACUUUUAAAUCUCAUGACCAGUUGUCUGCUGAGAACUUCAGAGGAAAUGACUGAGGUGGAUACUGUUAUUAGGAAAAUAGAAGCCUAGGUCUGCUGUCUAGUCUGCUGCUGGCAGAGCCUUGCUGGUUGAGGGAUAGGUGGGAUAUCUUCUAACAGUUCUAUCAAAAGCUCUCUGCAGAGAUGGAAUUACAGCAGGAAAGGUCUGGCUGCACCAGCUUUACCGAUGCUGGGGUGUUACACUUCAGCUGCGUCUGGAUGGUUCUGCCACAGAAGCAAUUGAUUUUUGACUUUGCUUCUGAUAUUAAGGCAUGUGUGUAUACAAUUUUCUGUGCUUUGUGCUGCAUUAGGAGACUUCAGAAUGUAGAAACUGGAGAUGCCAAAAUAAUCUACCACCAGCCAUUUUUAAGCUCUGCAAGUAUAAUACUCAUCUACAGUUCCUUGAAGAGUAUCAUAUCUAUCUCUCACUCAUCAGAAUCUGUUUCCUUAGGCUAUUUCCUUGCCCUCCUUUCACUGUAAAAAGGAGACUCAACCAGGAAGGCACUAGCACAUCAACCACAAAUGUAAUUUUUUUUCUUAAAAAAAAAAAAGUUCAUUUGAAUAACAUCACUCUCUAACCAAACCCAAAUACCAAACUGCAGGUGAGAGCAGCAGCUAAACAAGUAGUCAUUUAAAAGCUCCAUUCUUUCAGUGCAAUACUGCAGAGGGAAAUAGAAUCACUCUAAAUAUAACAAUAUUCCAGAGCAAAAUACCAAAAUUCUGGAGAUAUGCUAAAUUCUCAAUGUGUGUUUGCUGGGGCUAUGCCUCUUCACAUAACACAAUUCUGUUGAAAAUUCCUUCCUUUUGAGAAGCCAAAAAAGCCAGGACAUAAUGAAUGUUACUUUGCUAUUUUAUGGUCUGUGUGUCUUAUUUUAUUAAAUUUUAUCAAGCUAUUACUUUUUUAACAGAACCAUGUGUUGCCUCCACUGCUUCUCGCUGGUGCCCUUUGCUUUUUUGUCACCCAGUGUACAGUAGUGACCCAGACUUGAGCUUUGCAUUUGUGAAGGGAGUAGUGGCAGCAGACACUUGGUAAUUUGGUGAGGAAAGGGAGGGAGGAAGCACCAGUUCUGGUAUCUGCUUCACCAUGGAAGUAAUGCUUGCAGUGUGAAGCUUGGGUGUGGAAACUAAUUGUUUUGCUGAAAUUCUUUGAUAUAGAACAAAACCAGAGGUUAAGCUUCCUGCACUUCGUUUCACAAGCUGUGUGUAUUAAACCAAAUCCAUUAGAAAUGUGGUCACAUAUAUUACUACAAAAAGCUAUAUUUUGUCUGUGAAGUCAUGAUUUAUAUGCACUGUAAGAGCUGAGCUCAUUUGUAUUCUCCACUGCUAAUCAUGAUAAACUAAAUUCUGACUACACUUCCUUAAAUUAAGCUGAGCUUAAAAAAAAAGAAAUAUAUAAAAUUACACCUAUUGAAGAAGCUCCUCAGUGUUCUUCUCUUUACACCACAGCUGGAAUUUUACUUGCAGUUACUUGGUGAGGAAAAAUUGGGCAUAUCUUCCAGAGUUCAUGUAUUCUUUUGCAGUAUUGUUGUUAAAGGACAGACUGGUAUGUGACAUUUAAAAAAAAAAUUCUUCUUUCAGAUCCAGAAUUUAAGGCUCAGAUACAGAUCUGAGUAUUCAGAGUUUAAAUCAAUGUCAAGUGAUUCGUAUAAGAGCUUUACCCAAUAGAGAAUACAGGGGGAAAUAAUGUUCCUUUCUGGAUUUGAAGUAUUUUGGUUUGUAGAAUUUGAGAAACAAUAGUUGAAAUAGUUCGUUCUUGGCAAAAUUUAUGAUCUUCAGGAUCGAAAUUACUGUGAUUUUAUUUUCUAAUUAAGCAGUAAGGUGUGAGUGACUGUAAUUUCCACUUACUGAAAGUGGCUUGGGGUGAUUAAGCAAUCCAGGAAUUCAAUAAUUGCCCUGUAAUUGAGUGUCGCUUCAGUAGCAGUAAAAUGAACUUAAAUAUGCUUGAAGACAUAGGUAAUGUAUCAGACAAGCAGGUCAAACUGUGUGUGUGAGAGUAGGAAGCCACUUCAUAAAAGUAAACACUUUAUUCACGUGGUGCUGUCAGUGCCCUGGUGUGACCGGUCACUCUCCACUGCACAUUCCAGGGAACUCCAGAACAGCCUCAGGAAUGGUCAAGGUUGUAGUGGUCAAAAAGCCCCACCAGCCUGAAAAUUCUGACCGUGUCUCCACUACCCAGCUAAAGUUGAACGGGGAGUUGCUUUUAAAAGCACAAAGUGAGGGGUUUAGUGCAAAUGAGAGGUUUGCAGAGACACCAGCUGGGGGCAGGGAGGUUGAGGGCUUUUGCCUCUGAAGAUAAUGAGUCUCCUUGAUGAGUCUCCUACUUCCAGACAGCCUAAUGUUAGCCAUCUAAAUAUAUGUUGAAAAUUCUCUUCCUAACUGCUACUGUCAUUCUUCUUGAAAGAGUUUUUUGGUAUGUCACUGGGAUAUCCCACUAACCAUCCCUGGGGUACCACUAACUGGGCACUGCUCUUCUAUUAUCUAGAAACCUUUGGAGUAGUUCUGCUGUGCUGGCCUGCUCUGUUGCUCAUGACCUUUCCCAGCAUUUGCAGCAUGAAUUAGAAACAAAUAUAAUAACUCUUGCUGUCUCCUAGUGGAUUCUGAAAAGCAGAUCGUGGUCCAAGCAGGGCUUGCUAGGGUGGGAUGUUUGUAGGGGCUGGGAGGGGGGAGUGCUUGGGGGGGUUUUCCUGCUGCUCAGGAUUUUUUGAGCAGCAACAAAGACAUAGGAGAUGCAGUUCUUGGCUGAGUCUCAAACAGAAGGUUCUUUCAUAUGGAAACAUACAUAUUUUUAUAUUACAUUUGUACAGAAUUUUCCCUAUUUUGAUCUCCCACCGUUUUUAGAUUUGCGCGUUGCUCGGAUUUGAUUUCUUUUGCAAGGUGUUAUAAAAUGUAUAUUUUGUGUUUAUUAAUGUAUUAUAAAUGUAAAGCUAACUUUUGGUUGUCUAAUAAAUGUGCACUGUGGUGGUAUCUGGUUUAUUGUUUUGCUAACUUGAAUUCAUUGGUUCUUAAUAAGAAAAGGAAAAACUUGAGUCAUUGUUGGGACUGUCUUGUCAUAAAAAAAUGUGUGGAGUGCAUUUCUUUUAAAAGAGGGCUUAAGCAGGUAAUGACUAACAAUACUUGAUAACAGAAGUUAGAGUUAAGGUUCAGAUUAGUGUAUAGUGUUCACAGGAGUCUUUUAAGACCAUAAUCUGAAGAUACACUAGACUUUUUAUCUUGUUCCCCAUUACUUUUGGUUAUGGGUGCUUUUACUAAACUGAGUUUAACACACACAGUAAUUGCAGUCUGAUAACUGUAUAUAGGAGGAGAUGGGAGGGUCUGGGGUUUUGUGUUUAGAGACUGUGGCAGAAAUAUUUACAAUGAACAUGAGGAUAAUUUUUAAAAAUAUUGAAAAUAGAUUCAAGUGUGCAAAUUUAUAGACUUAUUAGAAUUUCUAGGAGCUUUGUUUUGCCCAGGGAUAGCACUGAAUAACACAUUGUCACAGUUCUAGGGAACCUGCUGGAAGCAUUAUAAACUUCAGAAGAUAACUUUAGGCAUCUCCACUUGUGAAUAGCUCUGUUGAUAUUUCUGUAGCAAACUUUUUAUUUCAUUUUGGGCUGUUUUGUAAGUUUGAUUGUUUUAAGUGCAAAGAGGGAGAAAUGUAUUUUUCUAGGAGAAUGAAUGUACGUGGGAUUUAAACACUACAUAAAACAUUUCAUGAACAUGGACUGUCCUCCUGUGAAAUAUGUUUCAAUAAAGUUGUGUCUGAAAUGUACUUCAUGUAAGAAAAAAAACCAAGUCCUGAACAUGCACUUACAUUUACAGGGAAAAAAGCCCAAAAAUGGGGUGAACUGAAUUCUGAAACGUCUUUCUACAGGCAAUAAGUAUUAAUUAUUUAAUAUAAGUUAUGUUAGACAGUUGGAGUAAAUGUGACAAUAUCUUAUGUUAAUUUAAAGAAGAAUGUAAAUAAGUGUCUGGAAAGGGAGUGGAAUCAGAAAAUGUUGUGUAUGUUUCUGAAAUCCAGAUUUCUACAGCUGAGUCUGUAUUUGCUGGCAUUGGUCAUGUGUCGUGGCUGUUGAAAACCUGGACGAGGAUGAAGAAUGGACCUUUCUUUGUAAAUGGAACUUGGCAAUAAAAAUGGUGUUACUAAGGAAA